Centropristis striata (black sea bass) is the source of this 2214-nucleotide messenger RNA. RefSeq names its product putative C-type lectin domain family 20 member A. NCBI's taxonomy places the organism in Eukaryota, Metazoa, Chordata, Actinopteri, Perciformes, Serranidae. The transcript is spliced from 6 exons. The record is from RefSeq and is a predicted model, not a curated record. The coding region runs from base 100 to 1074 and encodes 324 amino acids.
GCCAGUUUGAAUAAUUCUGAGGAAUUGCCCACAAUAGAUCUGUUUCAACAGCAGCGAGUCUCAAGUGUCACAUCCACCUGAAGCGAGAGAGAAAACAAGAUGUUGGUAGUUCUUCUGCUCCUCAUGGCUGCACCAGGCCUGUGUGUUCUACGUCGGUACCAUUUCAUUUUUGACCUGAAGACUUUUACUGAAGCACAAAGUUACUGCAGAGAGAAAUACACAGACCUGGCCACUAUAGAGAGCAUGGAGGAUGUGGAGAUCCUGAACAGUAUGGCAGAAACAGCAGGAGUGUCUGCACCCUGGCUCGGGCUGUACGAUGACGAUGACUUGAUGUGGAGGUGGUCACUGUCAGACACAAGUUUCUACACACACGGGAAGGAGGAGUUCAGACAAUGGGGUGCUGGAGAACCAAGCAAUGGAGGAAGUGGAGAACACUGCACAGUGAUUGAUGGUUAUGGACAAUGGUUAGAUACCAGCUGCACAGACAACAUUCAGGCAGUCUGCUCUGAUGUCAGAGGGCUGGAUGUGACAUUUGUCCUCACUGACGACUCAAUGACCUGGACUGAGGCCCAGAGCUACUGCAGAGAACACCACACAGACCUGGCCAGUGUGAGAGACAUGACAGAGAACCAGAAGGUCCAGGAGCUGGUUCCAGCAGGAGGAUAUGUCUGGAUCGGCCUGUUCAGAGACUCCUGGAAGUGGUCCGAUGGAAGUAGCUCCUCCUUCAGAUACUGGAUAGCAGGGCAACCUAACAGUGACAAUCAGGAUUGUGCAGCAGCAGAUUUCACAUCCUCUGGAGGAUGGUGGGACGGGAACUGUGAACAGAAGUAUCCAUUCAUCUGCUACAGUCAAGUCACUUCAAAGCUAGUGAUCAGACUGAGGCUGCAGAGGAAGAGCUCCUCUCUGGAUCUGAAUGACCCUGCUGUGAUGGAGGCAAUGCUGAAGCAGCUCCAACAGAAGCUGAAGGACCAGGGGCUGAAUGACGACGUCAGACUGAGCUUUAGGAAGCAGUCAGAUGGAAAAGUCUUCCACAAGGAGAAGAAGAAGACGGGGAGCAGAAAGGACGAGCUUUAAUUUAGAUUUGCUUUUAAUCAGAGAAAAGUGUGUUUCUUUCCUCAGAGUCCUCGUGUGAUGUGUGGGAAUAGAGCUGCAACAAUUAGCAGAUGAAUUGACUCGUUGCAGCUGUUUUUAUAAUCAAAUCACCAUUUUAGUCAUUUUACAAGCUUGAAUGUCAAAUAUCUGCUGGUUCCAAUUCUCCAAUUUAAAGAUUUAAUGAUUUUAUUGGUCAUAUAUGAUCAUAAACUUAUAUUUUCUUAUAUUUAAACGUGUUGGUUUAUUGAAACAAGACAUUUGAAUUCAUGUGUUUGUGCUGUGGGGAUUUAUAACAGAUAGUUUUCACUAUUUUCUGACAUUUCAUGGAUAAGAUUAAUAAGAUUAGAUGACACAGAUUAUUUAUGAUGAGAUAAGUGUGAAGUGGUGUGGAUGGUCUGUUUAUCUGCUUCCUUUUCAUGGUUUUGGUUUGCGUAGGUUGGUUUAAAUAACACCAGAGGGCGACAGUGAGAGCAGAUUGAGGAGAGAGAGAGAUCUAAUUAGUAUCACCUAAUUAGUAUCGGAGACGCCACUGCUGUCUACUUUGAUUCGUGUGAUUAUUUUUGUGAGAAACCUGUAGAGUUUAAUUAUUCCUCAUGCUGUAGGCCAUUUUGAGUUUGUGGGGUAUAAAUGUUGACCAUAUUCAUAAGGUAAUCUGAGUUGUGGAUUAAGUCGUGAAAUGACAUUAGGAGCAUUGUUUGUCUCACAAUUUACAUUGAUGAUUUCAGGUGACGAGGUAUUGUAAAAUGAAGUUUGUUUGCUGGAAAUAUUUUUAUUAGAUCUGGAGUGAUUGGUAGAAAUGAUUUAUUGUUGAAGUUUGAUUUAAAUUAGAUUCUUAGUUUAAAAAUUGGAUUAAAACUAAUUUCAGAGGUGGUAAAAAUGCAUAAAGUAAUGUUGUGAAAAUGUAUGAUGAAAUAACAAAAUAAUGUCUGCAAGGAAGUUAAUACAUUUCUUUAAUUUGCAAAUUGUUGGUUUAUUUAUAUUGGUCACAGUUUACUUGUGUGAUGAUUUUUUUGGUAUUUUCUUUAGCAUGGAGAUAAUAGAGAACACUUUAUAUAAUACUGCUGAUUUUAACAAUAAAUGGCCUCUGUGAUCUAUAAUCUUUUGUAAAGUUUAAUUUUGUGG